Messenger RNA from Cyanistes caeruleus (blue tit), 2601 nucleotides. NCBI's taxonomy places the organism in Eukaryota, Metazoa, Chordata, Aves, Passeriformes, Paridae. The record is from RefSeq and is a predicted model, not a curated record.
AUGGAUCCGCCGUUCCGGCACACCAAGAGCAGGGGCUUCAUCUCCAGCGCGGAGCUCAGCAUGAAGCAGGGAGCCUCGGGCGAGGAGAUCGAGAACCCCUACCUGAGCCCCGAGGAGCGGGCGGCUGCGGGGACCCUCCGUGGGGAGCCCAGGGACGGCCCGGCCGAGCGCAGUGUGCUCUUCCGAGGGAACGUCCUCAAGGGCAUGGCGCUGCUCUCCCACUUUUUGGAGCAGCGGGCAGCUGGAGCUGACGAGGGCAAGCCCUACUCCCGCCUGGACAAGAGUGUGCUCUACAGCCGCUUCGUGUCCCCCAGCACCGCCCUGCUCGAGCUGCCCGACAGCAACGGGGCCACAGACUUACCCUGCCUCGGGGACCACAAUGGGCUGAGCCCUGCGGGCCAUUCCGGCCCCGAGAUGGCCAUGCUGGAAGGCCUCAGUUCUGGCUCUGUCCCUCCUGCCACCGAGGAGCCGGAGAGCACCGUGACCCUGAGCCUCGAGCACGUCCUGGAGGAUAAGGAGGGCAUGGAGAAGAUCAACACCAGGCCUGGCAAGAUGAUCCUGUACUCCGGUGCCGGCUUCGCGGGGCACAAACGCGACAUCUGGGACGAUGUUCCCGACGCCACGUCCUGGGAGCUCUCACACACCAUCUCCAUCCGAGUCAUCCGGGGCGGGUGGGUGAUGUACGAGAAGCCGAGGUUCCGAGGGCGCAAAUGCGUCCUGGCCGAGGGGGACGUGGAGAUCGACAACCCCUGGACGGCGUACGGGGCGAGCGGGGAGCGCGGGGGGCGCCCCUUCCACAUCGGCUCCUUCAAGAGGGUGGUGCGGGAUUACCGCACCCCCGAGAUCAGCCUCUUCGCGGAGGAGAACGGCCAAGGAGCCCGGCUGAGGUUCAGCGGCUCUGCCGAGGACACCCGAGAGCGGGGACAGGCGCUCGCUGCCGCCUCCAUCAUCGUCCACUCGGGCCUGUGGCUGCUUUACUCCAAGCCGUUCUUUGAUGACGAUCCCUACGUCCUGGAGCCGGGCGGGUACCCCAAUUUAAAGGCUUGGGGAGCAAAGGACCCGUCCAUCUGCUCCAUGCAUCCCAUCAGGCUGGGCUGCCCCGUCGUGGAGAGACCUGGAGAGCCACAGGUGCUGAUCUACGAGGCUGCAGCUUUCCAGGGCCGCAGCUUCACCAUCAGCAGAGACAUCUACGACCUGAAGUGCCUGGCCGAGCCAGCGCUGCCCACCGUGGGCUCCCUGCGUGUCCUGGGCGGCUGCUGGGUUGGCUACGAGAAGGAAGGCUUCCGUGGCCACCAGUACCUGCUGGAGGAAGGGGAGUACCAGGACUGGAGGCAGUGGGGCGGCUACAGCAGGGAGCUGGUGUCCCUACGGCUGAUCCGGACGGACUUCUCUGACCCGGCCCUGGUCCUGUUUGAGGCCAUGGACUUCGAGGAGGGCGCGAGCGUGGAGCUGAGUGAGGCGAUCCCCGACACGCGGCUGGCUGGCUACGGCAGCGUCACCCAGUCCAUCCACGUGCUGAGCGGAGUCUGGGUGGCCUAUGAGGGCCCCAACUACUCCGGCGAGCAGUACAUCCUGGAGAAGGGGGUGUACCGCAACUGCGAGGACUGGGGGGCCACCGACUGUCACAUCGCCUCGGCACAGCCCAUCCUGCAGGUCAGGGAACACAACCUCCACUUCGUCUCCAAGAUCCUGCUUUUCUCAGAGCCUGACUUCUUGGGGGAUCAGGUUGCCUUUGAGGAGGACCAGGAGGCCCUGCCCGAAGCCUUCAUCCCACGCUCCUGCAGAGUCCGUGGGGGCAGCUGGAUCCUGUUCGACGGGCAGGACUUUGCGGGGGAGCAGCACGUGCUGUCCGAGGGCGAGUACCCCACGCUUGGUGCCAUGGGCUGCCUCUGCUCCACCGCCAUCCGCUCCCUGCAGAAAGUUCCACUGUUUUUCUCGGAGCCCUCCAUCUUCCUGCACGGGCUGGAGUGUUUCGAGGGGAAGGAGAUCGAGCUGAACUCCGAGGUGCGGAGUCUCCAGGCCGAGGGUUUCAACAACCACGUGCUGUCGGUGCGGGUCAAGGGAGGGAUCUGGGUGCUGUGCGAGCACGGUGACUUCCGAGGGCGGCAGUGGCUGCUGGACUGCACGGAAAUCACCAACUGGCUGACCUACAGCGGGCUCCAGCACGUGGGGUCCCUCUACCCCAUCCGCCAGAGACGGAUUUAUUUCCGCAUCAGGAGCAGGAAGCUGGAGCUCUUCCUCUCGGUCCCUGACGAUGUGGAGGACAUGAAGGCGGGGCGGGUGGUGGUCUCCAGCCUGAGCGAGCAGAGCAGCUCUGUCUGGUACUACGAGGACGGGCUGAUCAAAAACCAGGUGGCCCCCAGCAUGAGCCUGCAGGUCAUCGGGCCGGCCGGGAAGGGCGCGAAGGCCGUGCUGUGGUCCGAGACGCGGAUGCCGCGUCAGACCUGGAGCGUCGAUUCUCGGGGACGGAUCCACAGCCAGAUGUUCGAGGACAUGAUCCUCGAUGUCAAGGGCGGCCAAAGCUACGACCGGGACCACGCCAUCGUUUGGGACAUGGCUGAUGAAAGAGCCACGCAGAUCUGGGACAUCCAGGUGCUGUGA